Penicillium argentinense is the source of this 636-nucleotide messenger RNA. RefSeq lists its product as uncharacterized. Bases 1 to 636 code for a protein of 211 amino acids. NCBI's taxonomy places the organism in Eukaryota, Fungi, Ascomycota, Eurotiomycetes, Eurotiales, Aspergillaceae. The record is from RefSeq and is a predicted model, not a curated record. The transcript is spliced from 4 exons.
AUGCAUGCUCAUCACAGCCCAGGCGCCUCCGUCUCCCAGUUCGCAGGGUCGGGUUGUUCGGUGCAGGCGAUCCGUCGUAUCAGCGAGCUCUCUCCAACAUCUCGCGCACAAGCGGGGACCUCUUCUCCUCGACCCUUCAUCUUCUUCACCUCCCUCAAAGGCAGUGCCAUACUUCGUGCUCUCCAGCUCUCGGCCAUGAUGGCCGUCAGGUCGCCGCUUUCUGUUCUUUCGUACCGCGACGCCUCCAGUUCGUCUCUCGAAUCUCCUUCCGCCCCGUUCGGUGUGAGGGACUCGAGUUACUCUGCUCCCGGUUCAGAGUUCAUCAAUGCGGCGGAUACAUUGUCGGUGGCCCCCAAUGACUCGAGCGACGUCGGGGCCGAGGUUGAGGCUAGCCAAGAUAAUGGCGAUGGUGUUGGCAAUGAGAUCACAUCGACCACUUCCGUUCAUACACCAGGACUGACGAUCCAAACAACACCUGCGCGGGUGGAUCACGUCAACCAUGCCAGAUCAGACGAGGACGAGCCACCACAGUCGGUCAUACAUGCCCCACCAGGAUUUGGAGACUUUGUGAGAACUUCCCCUCUUGUCUUCGCCCCGGAUGACUUUCCACAGUCCAUCGGGACCGUACAGGCUUGA